This is a messenger RNA of Lethenteron reissneri (Far Eastern brook lamprey), 2758 nucleotides long. RefSeq names its product tubulin beta chain-like. Gene Ontology annotation, cellular component: microtubule. Gene Ontology annotation, molecular function: GTP binding; GTPase activity; structural constituent of cytoskeleton. The record is from RefSeq and is a predicted model, not a curated record. Lineage: Eukaryota; Metazoa; Chordata; Hyperoartia; Petromyzontiformes; Petromyzontidae. Gene Ontology annotation, biological process: microtubule-based process.
CACUGCUGGUAGCGCCUCCUCCCUCCCUCCCUGCUCCUCCUCCGCGCUGCAGUGAACAGCCGCGCACUUCACAUCGCCGCAGAUUCUCUUGCUCGACGACCACGGCAGGAGGGCUGGGGUGGUGAAGACGGCGCACAUCACCACCAUCACCGAGCAUCAUCGCAGCCGACACGCAGAUCCGCGCACGACAGCCACCAGCGCACAACCGUAACAGGGCACGCGACCGAACCGUCGUCUCGACUGACGCAGGCCGGGCCCUCAUCUGUCUCUGUCUCUCUCGUCACCUGCGCCCCCCCCGACUCCAUCACCCGCCCCGUGACGGCGGCACAAUGCGCGAGAUCGUCCACGUGCAGGCCGGCCAGUGCGGCAACCAGGUCGGGUCCAAGUUCUGGGAGGUGAUCAGUGAGGAACAUGGCAUCGACAGGACGGGCUCAUACCGCGGAUACAACGCGCGGCUGCAGAUGGAGAGGAUCAACGUCUACUACAGCGAGGCGACGAGUGGCAAGUUCGUGCCGAGGGCGAUCAUGGUGGACCUAGAGCCGGGCACCAUGGACGCGGUCCGCUCGGGUCCCCUGGGCCACAUGUUCCGCCCGGACAACUUCGUGUUCGGCCAGAGCGGCGCGGGUAACAACUGGGCCAAGGGCCACUACACGGAGGGCGCGGAGCUGGUGGACUCGGUGCUGGACGUGGUGCGCAAGGAGGCGGAGAACUGCGACUGCCUGCAGGGCUUCCAGCUGACGCACUCGCUGGGCGGGGGUACCGGCUCGGGCAUGGGCACCCUGCUCAUCAGCAAGAUCCGCGAGGAGUACCCCGACCGCAUCAUGAACACCUUCAGCGUGGUGCCCUCCCCUAAGGUGUCGGACACGGUGGUGGAGCCGUACAACGCGACGCUGUCGGUGCACCAGCUGGUGGAGAACACGGACGAGACGUACUGCAUCGACAACGAGGCCCUCUACGACAUCUGCUUCCGCACUCUCAAGCUGGCCAACCCGGCGUACGCCGACCUCAACCACCUGGUGUCGGCCACCAUGAGCGGCGUCACCACCUGCCUGCGCUUCCCGGGCCAGCUCAACGCCGACCUGCGCAAGCUCGCCGUCAACAUGGUGCCCUUCCCGCGCCUGCACUUCUUCAUGCCGGGCUUCGCGCCGCUCACCAGCCGCGGCUCGCAGCAGUACCGCGCGCUCACCGUGCCCGAGCUCACCCAGCAGAUGUUCGACGCCAAGAACAUGAUGGCGGCGUGCGACCCGCGGCACGGCCGCUACCUGACGGUGGCCGCCAUCUUCCGCGGCCGCAUGUCCAUGAAGGAGAUCGACGAGCAGAUGCUGAGCGCGCAGACCAAGAAUAGCAGCUACUUCACCGACUGGAUCCCCAACAACGUGAAGACGGCCGUGUGCGACAUCCCGCCGCGCGGCCUCAGCAUGUCCGUCACAUUCAUCGGGAACAGCACCGCCAUCCAGGAGCUGUUCAAGCGAAUCUCCGAGCAGUUCACGGCCAUGUUCCGCCGCAAGGCCUUCCUGCACUGGUACACGGGCGAGGGCAUGGACGAGAUGGAGUUCACCGAGGCGGAGAGCAACAUGAACGACCUCGUGUCCGAGUACCAGCAGUACCAGGACGCCACGGCCGAGGAGGAGGAGGGCGAGUUCGAGGAGGACUACGAGGAGGAUGAGGCAGAGGAGGAGGACGCGGCUCCGCACGAGAGUUACUGAACAUGGGCGCCGCCGUGACGGAUCGAACGCGACACCGCCACCCAGGCCGGAACCACGGCGAUCGCAUAGCUCCACACGUAGUCCCACACCAUUCGCUCGAGCCCUAACCCAUAGUCAAUAGUCAACCCCGUAGCCUGGCCCAAGCCAUACGGCCUUUAUCAGAACCGUAGCCUGAACACAAACCCUCUCGCUAGCCCGAGCCAUGAACCCAAGCCAGACACUAGGCCUGACUCAUACAACAGAUCUAUCCCGAUCCACAGGCUUCAUAGAACCAUAGCUAGCCCACACUCAAAACAUAGCACUGCCCAUGACACUAAUCAUAGCCGACUGUAGCUUUUCUCACAACUAACAUCAAUAACACUAACUUUAGCUGUAGUGCUACCAUACUCCACGUCCACAGUGCUAAUACGGAGGCACGGAGACAAUACCUGAAUAAAGAACGAGACCCCUAGGCUUAGGCAUAGGCCUCGAUUGAAUUAUCGCCCUCGGAUAACUCUAGCUGACGUUGAACCGCUAGGCCUAGCGCUCUCCCUAACCUUGGUACAAGUCCGUAUCCAAAACCCUCGGCCCAGGGUUCUAUAAGGGAGCCUGUGGAUCAAGCGCAAUGUUAAGGCCAGUGGCUUGGUACAGUAACCAUGCUUCAACAUCUCGCAGCUGCUGUGCUCUGGACCAGAGCCCGAACCCCGUCUCUAAUCCCGACCUGCCCCGUCUCCUCGUCUCCCAUGCAUGGUCGCAGUGCCCAUUAGCACCAUAUCACUUUGGUCUCCUGGGAUCUACAACCAUUUCCCAUUGGUGGUGGCAACAGUAUUAUUCAGAGUAGCAGCAGCAGUGUGUUUUCACCGUGACUCCGUUGUGUGUUCUUUUGCCAAUCUCAGAUAAUGAAUGAAGACCUUGCUCCCUCUCACUGUGCGUUAAAGCCCCCACUCCCUCCUACCCCCCCCACCCCAUUCAGCUUAUAAAUAAAGCCUACGGUGUAGGUUCGGAGCACCACCAUUCUCUCGUAAAAUGUCAAACGGCACCGUGAAUAAACGUGCGGCUUGUGCACACGGCCA